AAAUAAAGUCAAAAACCAAACAUAAUCUCUUUCUCACAAGCUUCUUAACAACUCAGCUGAAUAUUUUCUUCUUUGUUUUUGCGUCAGUUGUAUAAAUGUAAACAAGGACCAAAACGUAUACAGAGAGGGGCAGACGUUAUAGACACUCACUUUCCUUGGAAGUACUAUAUAUCAAUUCAUUAUCAAACGUUUGUGUCCAUCAUCGUCGUCGGUCUCUUGAGCGUGUCAGUUUGUGUGCCUGUGUCUAAUUUGUCUGAGCCAGCCCGAGAACAAUGCCAGAGGUUUACACCGUGAAGGUGGAGGAGGGGCAGCCGGCCACUGCAGAUCGUCCCGCCAAGGGGCCGGUGUACCGGAGCAUCUACGCCAAGGACGGCCUCCCGGAGCUGCCAGAGGGACGCAAUUCCCCCUGGGACUUCUUCAGUGCCACGGUCAAGAGGAUUCCCAAGUCCAGACUUCUGGGCCGCCGUGAAGUCGUCGACACGAAGGUGGGUCCUUACGUCUGGCUAUCAUACCAGGAAGCCUAUGAUUCGGCCGUCCAGGUUGGCUCUGCCAUUAGGCGCCGCAGCGUCAAUCCUGGCGACCGCUGCGGUAUAUACGGGUCCAACUGCCCUGAAUGGGUCAUUGCCAUGGAGGCUUGUAGCAGCCAGGCAAUAACAUAUGUACCGCUUUACGACACACUUGGUCCUAAUGCAGUGGAGUUCAUCUUAAACCAUGCCGAGGUUUCAAUAGCUUUUGUCCAGACAAGCAAGAUUCCUGCCAUCCUCUCUUGCCUUUCCAAGUGUUCGUAUUUGAAGACAAUUGUGACCUUCAGCAAUUUUCCCACUGCGCAAAAAGAGCAAGCCGAAGCAUUAGGAGUGUCCUGCUUCUCUUGGACAGAGUUUUUGGAAUUGGGGAGUUCAGAUUCUGAGUUACCAGCAAAGCAGAAGACAGAUAUCUGCACCAUAAUGUAUACGAGCGGAACAACGGGAGAACCUAAAGGUGUAGUUCUUACUAACGGAGCUGUCAUGACAGAAGUACUAUCAAUCGAUCAAUUUGUGGAUCUUACAGACAAAGUGUUCUCAGAGGAAGAUGUCUACUUCUCGUUCCUUCCUCUAGCCCACAUUUAUGAUCUGACUAUGGAGAUUUACUGCAUGUAUAGAGGUUCAGCGAUAGGUUUUUGGCGAGGAGAUGUGCGGUUCUUGGUGGAGGACAUUCAAGAAUUGAAGCCCACCAUCUUCUGUGGCGUUCCUAGAGUUUAUGAUCGGAUAUACAGCGGUAUACUUGCAAAGGUUUCAUCAGGGGGUGCAAUACGGAAAAAAUUGUUUGAAUUUGCAUACAACUACAAGUUGGGAAAUCUUGAGAAGGGACUUCCACUGGAAAAUGCAGCACCUCUUAUGGACAGGCUUGUCUUUGAAAAGACAAAGCUAGCUUUUGGCGGAAGAGUCCGGAUCCUAUCAUCUGGAGCUGCACCAUUGCCUAGGCAUGUCGAGGAAUUCCUGAGAGUCACCACCUGCUCAAGUUUAUCACAGGGAUAUGGUCUCACCGAGAGUUGUGGAGGAUGCACUACUUCUGUAAGGAAUGUGUUCUCCAUGGUGGGAACUGUUGGAGUGCCGAUUCCUUCGAUGGAAAUGAGGCUUGAAUCGGUACCAGAAAUGGGUUAUGAUGCACUUUCAAGCACCUAUCCUCGUGGAGAGAUUUGCUUGCGAGGAACAACAUUGUUCUCAGGCUACUACAAGCGUCCCGAUCUAACGAAUGAUGUCUUUGUUGACGGGUGGUUUCACACCGGUGACGUCGGAGAGUGGCAGCCCGAUGGAGCAUUGAAAAUUAUUGACAGGAAAAAGAACAUUUUUAAGCUCUCUCAAGGUGAAUACGUUGCAGUGGAGAAUGUUGAAAGUGUUUAUCUUCGCAGCCCAGUUGUAACUUCGAUAUGGGUCUAUGGGAACAGCUUCGAGUCAUUUCUGGUGGCUGUGGUAGUCCCUGACAGAAAGGUCCUCGAGGAAUGGGCUACGAGCAAUUCCGUGGAAGUAGAGGAUUUCCCAUCACUUUGCCGAAACCUUAAAGCUCGAAAGUUCGUCUUGAAUGAGCUGAACAAAGCUGCACAGCAUCACAAACUUCGAGGUUUCGAGAUGUUAAAAGCAGUCUAUCUGGAGCCAAAUCUCUUCGACAUGGAGAGGGAUCUAAUCACUCCAACUUUUAAGUUGAAGCGGCCACAGCUGCUCAAGUACUACAAGGAUUGCAUCGAUCAGCUGUACAUAGAAGCAAAGGGAACAAAAGCAUAGAAGGAAUUAUUUGGAAGCAUCAAGACACCAUUGUCUAUUUACUUUGGUUUUAUUGUUAUCAUCCUCCUCAAAUAAUGCACAGUCCGAUUUUUCUGUUAACCUCAAACAGAGGCAAAUUCAUGACCGAACAAAUUCCACAUCGCUAAUUUCUUGCUGUUAUGAAUUGAGAAUAUGAGCUUUUCUUUUUUUAUGAACUUUUCGAGACCUUAUGAUAUAA
Messenger RNA from Punica granatum (pomegranate), 2475 nucleotides. Lineage: Eukaryota; Viridiplantae; Streptophyta; Magnoliopsida; Myrtales; Lythraceae. The record is from RefSeq and is a predicted model, not a curated record.